Molecule: messenger RNA, 2020 nt
Organism: Homarus americanus (American lobster)
Lineage: Eukaryota; Metazoa; Arthropoda; Malacostraca; Decapoda; Nephropidae
Product: proline-rich protein 2-like
Exons: 4
Source: RefSeq, a predicted model, not a curated record
CGUCAAGGUCUCCGGCUAGGGGGAGGCAGUGGAAUGUGUUGGGGCGGUGUGAGCCUGCGUUCACUUACUUUAUUCAUAUACUGAGUCCAACUAAGUGAGGACAGCUGUGGUCAGCUAAGUGAGGACAAAUAAAUGAACCCAACUAAGUGAGGGUAACUGCGUUCAGCUAAGUGAGGAUAAUUAAAUGUCUCCAACCAAGUGAGGACAAAUAAGUGAGGACAACUGAGUUCAGUUAAGUGAGGACAAUUGAGUUCAAUUAAGUGAGGACAACUAAGUUCAACUAAGUGAGGACAAUUGAGUUCAAUAAAGUAAGGAUAAAUAAGGGAGCCCAACAAAGUGAGUGCAAAUAAGUGAAGACAACUAAGUGAGGAAAACUGACUACAAGUGAGUGAGUGCCACUGAGUUCAACUGAUUAUACAUAUCUGAGUACAAUAGACUGAGUAUAACGAACUAAGUUAAACUGAAUACAACGAACUGAGUGCAGCUGACCUGAGUACAACUCAUCACUGACUUAGGUUAAGAUAUCUUGUAUUUAGCGUAAUAUUUAUUAACCACAAGAUAUACUGAGUACAACUAGCUUAGGUUACCUUGUGUGUGUCUCACGUUAGGGUCCAUUAAGUGAGUCGUUUAGGAGAACAUGGAGGAACAUGAUGGUGCUAUAGAAGGAACUAAACGAGAACUUACGGGUACAGAAAUGAGGGAAGACUUUCGGAAGUCAACACCAUCUGCAAGGGUUGGGCCACCUGCUGUGCUACCAGGAGAGGCUAGAUCUUGGGAGGCUGGACCCCCUAAAAAACCAAUUACACCAACUAAAAAAAUUACCAAGCCACCUGUAUCAUCUUCUGAGAAGGUGGAACCAUCUACAUCACCAUCCAGGGAGGCUGGACCAACCCUAAGACUUGCUGGGGGACACCCUCUAGAACCAGAUGGUGGACCAGCACUACGACCAGCUGCUGAAUCAGCCCUACGACCAGCUGGUGGACCAUCUCUAGGAUCAGCUGGUGGAACACCUCUUGGACCAGCUGGUGGAGCACCUUUAGGGUCAGCUGGCGGACCAGCCCUAGGACCAGCUGCUGGAACAUCUCUUCGACCAUCUCGUGGACCACUUCUAGGACCAACCGGUGGAUCAGCCCUACGACCAGCUCGUGGCCCACCUCCAGGACCAGCAGGUGGAUCACCUCUUGGAUCAGGAGGUGGACCAUAUCUAGGACCAGCUGGUGGACCACCUCUGGGACCAGAUGGUGGACCAUCUCUAGGGCUAGUAGGUGGGUCACAUCUAGAACCAGCUGGUGAACCACCUCAAGGACUAGCUGGUAGACCACCUCAAGGACCAGCUGGUGGACCACCUCUAGGACCAGCUGGUGGACCACCUCAAGGACCAGUAGAUGGACUACCACUAGGACCAGAAGGUGGACCACCUUUAGGACCAGCUGGUGGUCCAGUCCUAGGACCAGAUGGUGGGCCACUUCUAGGACCAGCUGGUGGUCCAGUCUUAGGACCAGCUGAUGGACCACCUCUAGAAUCUGCUGGUGGACCAGCCCUAAGACCAGCUGCUGGUUCACCUCCAGGACCAGCUGGUGAACUACGUCUUGGAUCAGCUGGUGGACCAGCUCUAGGGCCAGCUGGUGCUCCACCUGGGGUGCUGCUGGUGGGUAUGAGCAAGAUGCGAGCCACUGGCAAUGCUACAACUCUAACUCGACUGUGCUGGCAGGUUGGGGCGGUGGGGUGGGUGGGUGUGAUGCGUGAACCGAUUGACCUACCUGACCUGACCUCCCUCCAGCAUCUGGUCCAGACCCACAACAUCGUCACUGCUUUGGGUCUUCACGCCUACCGCACAGCUGACGUCCUGCUGGCCUGUAAGGAGCUGGGGAUCCCCUACGUGGUGCUGUUCGGAGGUACUGAUGUGAACGAGUGCGUAAACGAGGCGACCAAGAUUGAGUUGAUGACUCAGGUGGUGUUUGGAGCGAGUCAUCUGUUGGGCUUUGACAUCUCCAUGACACACAAAGUCCUACUUACCUGG